AUGGGAGAAAUUUAUUUCCCGUCUAAAAAUCUGGCCAUAGAUGAGUCAAUGGUUUUGUUUCGUGGUCGUUUAAUAUUCCGUCAAUAUUUAAAAGGCAAAAAGCAUCCCUACGGUAUAAAACUUUAUAUACUAACUGACGAAUAUGGGGUAAUUAUGAAGACUAUUGUAUAUACCGGCGCUUCGGAUACUUUAGUAGGAGGAGCCAAUCACAGCGAAAAAGUUGUUUUGAAUUUACUAUCGGAUUAUUUCAAAAAGGGGUAUUCCGUUUAUAUGGAUAAUUUUUAUAAUUCAGUAAAUCUUGCACAAAAAUUGUUGUCUCUUAAAACAUAUUGUACAGGUACUUUACGUAUAAAUCGAAAAAAUAAUCCAAAAGAAGUCUUACUUAGAAAAUUGAAACGUGGCGAAUCGAUAGCGAAAUUCAAUAGUAGUGGUAUUGGUGUUAUGAAAUGGAGAGACCGACGGGACGUUUUAAUGAUUUCAUCACAAUAUGGAUCCGAUAUGACCAUCGUUACGAAUCGACGCGGUGAGACCGUUUCCAAGCCUGAAGUUGUUGUAAAAUACAAUAAGUACAUGGGUGGUAUAGAUCAUCAGGAUCAAAUGCUUGCAUAUUACUCAUGUGAGCACAAAACUAUACGUUGGUACAAGAAGUUAGGAGUUCACGUGUUCCAGCAAAUGUUAUAUAAUUCGUACACACUUCACAACAUUUUUUCGACAAAGAAAAGUUUCUAUGAUUACAGGCUUGAAAUCAUAACGAAAUUGUUAAAUAUUGAUGAAGAAGACACAAUACGUGGCUCAGUUCCAAAAAAUCAAGUGCAUGUUCUUCAACAGUGUUCCCGUAAAAAUGAUGGCAGAAAGAGAAAAAUUUUACGACGUCGGUGUAGACAGUGCUGGGUUUCUAAAAAAAUCCGAAAAGACACUUCAUAUUUCUGUCCCGAUUGUCCCGAACAAUACGGUUUUUGUUUGAAUGAUUGUUUCAAAGAGUACCAUAACUAUUAA
Messenger RNA from Parnassius mnemosyne (clouded apollo), 996 nucleotides. NCBI's taxonomy places the organism in Eukaryota, Metazoa, Arthropoda, Insecta, Lepidoptera, Papilionidae. The record is from the annotation of a GenBank genome assembly.